AUGCAGCCUGGCUUGACCCACACUGUACAGCUGACAACGGGACCUUUGCUCGCCAGUAAGGACGUAGAGAACUUCUUCGACAACCUCGAUAGCAGGACUGCAUACAGUGAAGCUACCUCCAGGAAAGAAAGCAAUCUUAGGCCUUGGACCAACGGUUUGGCAGGUUACCGUGCCCCCGGAAGUGCUGAUUCCUUGACCGGAAGUAGCAGUAGGGAUUCGACGUCAUCUAGUAACGAUACAUCCAACGUAAAAAGUGAUAAUUCAACUUUAAGUGACUUCUGCAGCGAAGUGCACGCAAUAAACAGUGACGUAGGUUUCAGUUCAGGCUUGCAAUUUUUCAGCGGAGCGCAAAAAGGACAACUCACUGACAAUAAGAUGUAUCAAGGUGGCCUGGCCCUGCCGCCGUCAGCGACCGGAUACGGUCAAGACCCUAUGGCGAAUGGGUAUCUCCAUUCUGGAACCAGUCCAGUAUAUGUCCCUUCUACAAGAGCUAUGCUUCCUGUCCAGUACAUGGGCACGCCCACCCAGAACAUGGGCACGCCCACAACCUCAUCCCAUCUGUGGACUUCUCCAAACGACGUUACAGCAUACACACCAGCAAACACUCUCCAUUCUUCAGCAGCCUAUCCAUUCAACACUACAGCUUCCCAAGGAACAGGACGCAAUGAUGCUGCUGCUGGCUUCGCAUCGCCACUAGGACGUCACGGAGGGAUGGGCGGUUACCCGACAUACAUGGGUGCGGAGCUGAGUCCUUGGAACACCUUCAACAACCUGGCACUCCAGCAAGGUUUCCGCCCCACUACUGGCCCUG
Molecule: messenger RNA, 811 nt
Organism: Candidula unifasciata
Lineage: Eukaryota; Metazoa; Mollusca; Gastropoda; Stylommatophora; Geomitridae
Source: the annotation of a GenBank genome assembly